AUGGGAGUCGCGUUUUUGUUCCUCCUGUGCGUUCUGCGCGUUUCUCUGGCGGAUGACUGGGAGCUUGUGGACUCUGCUGUGACUUACCUCGGGGAUGCAAUCGACUACAAGGAUCCCUGUAAAGCUGCUGCCUUUCUGGGAGACAUCGCUCUGGAUGAGGACGACCUCCGUAUGUUCAGAGAGUCACGUCACACCGUCCGGACCAACCGCACAAACUCAGCUAAUAGUUCCAACGAAAGCAUCAGGAGUAAGCGAGCUGCAGACAGACUGAGCCUCCACCGUCGCAGGAGAGCAGCCACCUCCAGGCCCGAGCGCGUGUGGCCAGACGGCAUCAUUCCCUACGUGAUCAGCGGCAACUUCAGUGGCAGUCAGCGAGCCAUUUUCCGUCAGGCGAUGCGUCACUGGGAGAAACACACUUGUGUAACGUUCACCGAGAGGACGACUGAAGAAAGCUACAUUGUUUUCACCUACAGACCUUGUGGGUGCUGCUCCUACGUGGGGAGGAGAGGCGGCGGCCCUCAGGCCAUCUCCAUCGGAAAGAACUGCGAUAAGUUCGGCAUCGUGGUGCACGAGCUCGGCCACGUCAUCGGCUUCUGGCACGAACACACUCGUCCGGACCGUGACGAGCAUGUAAGCAUCAUCAGAGACAACAUCCAACCAGGACAGGAGUAUAACUUCCUGAAGAUGGAGCCAGGCGAGGUCGACUCGCUGGGGGAGGUGUAUGACUUUGGAAGCAUCAUGCAUUACGCAAGAAAUACAUUUUCCAGAGGCGUCUUCUUAGACACCAUCCUGCCCCGCUAUGAUGUCAAUGGCGUCAGACCGUCUAUUGGACAGAGGACCAGGCUCAGCAAAGGGGACAUUGCACAAGCCCGCAAGCUCUACAAAUGUGCAAGGUGCGGGGACAGCCUUCAGGACAGCGCCGGAAACUUGUCUUCACCCGGUUUCCCCAACGGAUACUCGGCGUACGCUCACUGUGUCUGGAGGAUUUCUGUCACUCCGGGAGAGAAGAUCGUUCUGAACUUCACCUCCAUGGACCUCUUCAGGAGUCACUUGUGCUGGUACGACCACGUGGAGGUCCGAGACGGGUUCUGGAGAAAAGCUCCUCUCAAAGGCCGGUUCUGUGGAGAUACACUUCCAGAUCCAAUUAUCUCAACUGACAGUCGACUGUGGAUUGAAUUCAGGAGCAGCAGCAGCUGGGUGGGCAAAGGCUUCUCUGCUGUUUACGAAGCCAUCUGCGGGGGAGACGUGGAGCGGGAAAGCGGCCAGAUUCAGUCCCCCAAUUAUCCCGAUGACUACCAGUCCAACAAAGUGUGUGUGUGGAAAAUCACAGUGGCAGAAGGUUUUGAUGUCGGCCUCUCCUUUCAGUCGUUUGAGAUCGAGAGACAUGACAGCUGUGCCUACGACUACGUAGAGGUGAGGGACGGCAGCUCAGAAAGCAGCCCGCUGCUCGGUCGCUUCUGCGGCUACGACAAACCGGACGACAUCAAAAGCAGCUCCAACCGGCUCUGGCUCAAGUUUGCGUCCGAUGGAUCGGUCAACAAAGCCGGGUUUUCAGCCAACUUUUUCAAAGAGAUGGACGAGUGCUCCAGACCUGAUAAUGGUCAUUGCGAGCAGCGUUGUCUGAACACGCUGGGCAGCUACAGAUGUGCCUGUGACCCUGGAUAUGAGCUGGCAGCUGACAGACGCAGCUGUGAGACAGCUGCCUGCGGCGGAUUCAUCACCAACUUGAACGGUUCCCUCACAACCCCCGGCUGGCCCAAAGAAUAUCCACCCAACAAGAACUGUGUGUGGCAGCUGGUGGCCCCGAUCCAGUAUCGCAUCACGCUGGUGUUUGAUGUGUUCGAAACUGAAGGGAACGAUGUGUGUAAGUACGAUUAUGUGGAGGUGCGCAGUGGCUUGAGUUCAGACUCAAAGCUUCAUGGGAAGUUCUGUGGAGCAGAGAAACCCGAGGUCAUCACCUCCCAGGAGAACAACAUGAGGAUUGAGUUCAAGUCUGACAACACCGUCUCCAAGAGAGGCUUCAAGGCCCACUUCUUUUCUGAUAUAGACGAGUGCUCCAAAGGUAACGGCGGCUGCCAGCAUGAGUGCGUGAACACCUUCGGAAGCUACAGCUGUCAGUGCCGCAGCGGCUUCAUGCUGCACGAUAAUAGACACGACUGCAAGGAAGCGGGCUGCGAUCAUGUCGUAACCAGCGUCUCAGGUACCAUCAGCAGCCCGAACUGGCCCGACAAAUACCCCAGCAAGAAGGCCUGCACCUGGUCUCUGUCCACAACCCCGGGGCAUCGCAUCAAACUUGUUUUUAAUGAGGUCGACAUGGAGGCUCAUCUGGAGUGCGCUUACGACCAUCUGGAGAUCUACGAUGGGAAAGACCUUCGUGCACCGAGUCUGGGGCGAUUUUGUGGCACCAAAAAGCCUUCUCCCGUCGUCUCCAGCGGCAACAAAAUGUUCCUACGCUUUUUCUCAGACAACUCAGUGCAGAAACGAGGGUUUGAGGCUUCAUACAGAGCAGAAUGCGGAGGAAGCCUUAAAGCCGAGGUCAAGACAAAAGAUCUGUACUCUCAUGCACAGUUCGGAGAUAACAACUACCCUGGAGGCUCCGACUGCAUGUGGGUGGUCACUGCUGAGAAGGGUUACGGAGUCGAGAUCAUCUUCCAAGUGUUUGAGAUCGAGGAGGAGGCCGACUGCGGCUACGAUUACGUGGAGCUGUAUGACGGCGCUGACGUCAAGUCUCCCAGGCUGGGACGCUAUUGUGGAUCCGGGGCUCCAGAGGAGGUUUACUCAGCUGGAGACGCCAUCGUUUUGAAAUUUCACUCAGAUGACAGCAUCAAUAAAAAAGGCUUUCAUGUGCGCUACACCAGCACCAAGUUCCAGGACACGUUGCACGCCAGCAAGUGACUCUCUAAAUCUUCCCCCAAACCUAAAUGGAGACUUCACCCCUACUAUUUGGUCGGUCACACCCAUUUCCAGGCGAGGAGUGAAUGCAUGGCUCGAUACCGCAAACACCAACCCACAUACUUUACAUUGAAAUCUGUGAGACGGAGUGAAGCCGUGCAGAGAAGUCGCGUCUUCACUCCUCAUCGUUAUGUAGCUGUUUAGAGUUAAAGGACUAGUUAUCUUCAGUCUGCCCUGUAACGAGCUGAUUGCAUCAUAGCACUGAGUUAUAAAAUGUAUAUAUUGUGAUAUAGUUUGCCUUGUUUUUUUUUAAAUCAUAAUAUCCACUGUGUCACUUUUUUUUUGCUGUCUGAGGUUGAACGUGUGAUCACUUCUAAUGAAUGUAAUGCAGUUUGAUGUAUUAUAUCACUUAAUAAAUGCACAUGGUAAUUGUGGACAACAACAAAA
Stegastes partitus (bicolor damselfish) is the source of this 3339-nucleotide messenger RNA. RefSeq names its product bone morphogenetic protein 1-like. The transcript is spliced from 20 exons. The record is from RefSeq and is a predicted model, not a curated record. Lineage: Eukaryota; Metazoa; Chordata; Actinopteri; Pomacentridae. The coding region runs from base 1 to 2895 and encodes 964 amino acids. Gene Ontology annotation, biological process: proteolysis. Gene Ontology annotation, molecular function: metalloendopeptidase activity; zinc ion binding; calcium ion binding.